Molecule: messenger RNA, 4662 nt
Organism: Didymodactylos carnosus
Lineage: Eukaryota; Metazoa; Rotifera; Eurotatoria; Philodinida; Philodinidae
Source: the annotation of a GenBank genome assembly
AUGCUGCACCAUUCCACGGGGUUACAGGUAGAUAUGCCUGGUCGUAAACCGUAUACUCGUCUCUGGAAUUAUUCAUAUCGCGGCGCUCAGUUAGAUAUAAAUUUAACAUUCGAUGGUAUUUCAGCAAAUCCAUUAUUAUUCAAGACCAGUGAUCCAUCUGUUGAUGAUCAUCAUUUUGCACUCGCUGAAUUGUAUAGAGAUAAUUGGAACAUUAAUGAAUUAACAAAACAGUUAUUCAUAAAAGUUGAAACAAAACCCACUAAUCCAGAACUAGUAUAUCAUCCAUUAAAGUGGUUUUAUAGUUUAAUUAAUACUCAAAAGAUAGAAAUAUAUCUAACAAAACACGAUCGAUUAUAUGUUACAACAUCAUCAAAGUCAUAUUUAAAUGUGUUUUCAUUUCAUUCAUCUUGCCUUGCUGGGGAUUCGACACCAUUUUUCCGAAAUUUAUUUUCAUUUAAUAAUUAUUCAAAUUUGAAAACAGAAGCAAAAAAUGUUAUUGAUUAUAUUUAUCGUGAAAUAUCAAUGGCAACACAUCUGGAUAUUGAACAAACUGAUGUUAAAUCAAUUGAAAAAGAUAUAAUUAACAAUAAUUUAAUUAAACAUAAUGUUAUAAAAUUACGGGAUCAUCAGAUAAAAUCAAUUGAUUGGAUGUUAAAACGAGAGAAACUAUUAUCAUCAAAUAUUGUGUUUACUCCUCUAUAUUCUUGCUACGAUGUUCAAGAUAAACAGUUUUACGCCCAUAUUAUGGAUGGUUAUGCAGUUGCUGUCGAUGAUGUUGAUGAUAUACGUGAUCAACAAUUACCAUUACUAGGCGGUAUUCUUGCGGAUGAAAUGGGUUUAGGUAAAACGAUGUGUGUUUUACUAACAUCUUUAUUGAAUCCAUGUUCACCAUCCUUUAUUGAUAAUUCUGAAGAAAAACUACAAAUCUUACAACCAUUUGAAAGUCGAAAACGAAAACUCUCUGAUGAUUAUGAUGAACCAGAUGAAGAACCUGAAGUAAAGAAAAAAGUAACGGAAAUACAAAAGAAUAAGGAGAAUGAACUAACAACAUCAUCUGUCUCAUUGGCUUGCAUCUGCAUGGAGGACUGUGGCAAAGAUCCCCUAAGAAAAAAUAAACGUAAUCGAGUAGUAUUAACAUGUAUACAGUGUUCCCGUGGUAUACAUCAGAACUGUUAUCUUAUGAAUGACGAUACAAAACAGCCAUUUAUUUGUCCAUUUUGUGAACAACGAAUAAAUAAUAAAGUAAUAACUUCACCGGCAACGUUAAUCGUUGCACCACAAGCUAUUCUCAGUCAGUGGAUUGCUGAAAUUCAAAAACAUAUUGAAAGUGAUAUUAGUUAUUAUAUUUAUACAGGUGUUAACAGUUUGCCAGCACCUGAUAUUAAAUAUUUGACUAAACAAGAUUUUAUAUUUUGUACAUACGAGAAUCUUCGAAAAGACAUUCACCAUGAUGAAACAUGUAUUAAAGAAUUGCGUUCUACACGGCACGCAGCAAAAGGUGGACAUAGCAGACGUUAUGACUAUUUAGUUAGUCCAUUUAUCAAGUUUUGGCGUUUAUGUCUUGACGAAGCACAAAUGGUAGAUACACCAAAUACACCAGUGUCAAAAAUGGCAAAACAGUUGCAAGCUCAUCAUAGAUGGUUUGUUACUGGUACUCCCUUUUCACGCAGCACCAAUGAUUUAGUUGGCAUUAUUCAAUAUUUAUUUCCAAAUUCACUAAAGGCUUUGAAUCAAAUAUCGUUUAUUGUUCGUAAUCAACAUCGAAUAUCUGAUAUAUUUCUGGCUUGGACAUUACAUCUUCUUUUACCAAUUACGCGACGAACAUCUCGUGAUUAUUUGAAUGAUUUGCCUACACAACAUGAACAUAUUGUUAAUUUACAGUUUUCAGAAUUAGAACGUAUUUAUUAUAAUGAUGUAUGGACAAACUGUCGAGAAGAAUUUAUUGGAGCAUUUCGAGGUUUAUGGUUAAAACGUGAACGGGCAAGACAAAAACCGGGUGAACAAUUAAACACCACACCUUCAUGGCUAACAAUGGCGUCGGAUAAAGAUGAUAUUGAUAUGAAUGAUAUCAGGUUUUUGUCGUCAAGUGCCCGUAGUGCGUUAUAUACACCAUUGUUGAAAUUAAGACAAGUGUGCUGUAAUCCAAGUAUCGGUGCACACGGUGUUAGACAUACGGAUGCAACACUAGUUCAUUAUUAUAAUCGUUUCCAUCGUAAUGGACUUGCUGGUGGAUGGGUUUGGCGAACAAGAAAUCCAGAAUUAAAACCGCUGACAACAACAGAGAAGAAUGCUGACGGUUCAUCGAAAGUAUUUACAAUGAAUGACUUGUUAACAUUAUUGAUUGCAAAAGAAUUUGAAGCUGGUGAAGAUGCUCUACGUUUGGCAUUGCUGAACAUGAACGCUUUGGCAGCAAUGUAUCUGAUACAAUAUUUUCAUGAAGAAGCAAGGCCAGAUUAUAUGGAGGACGAAAAAAAAUCAUCACAAUAUUAUCUCCAGUUAGCUGUCGAUACAUAUAAUAAUGUCAUGAAAACAGCUAAUGAAUAUAAACAAUGUUUUCACAGUGAUUCUUUUCAACAAGCACAUGCGCUUUACAAUCUUCAACAGUGCUUACAAUUAGAUAGUGCGGUCGCAUCAUCGGCAGCUACAACCUCCACAAUAACUCGUCUCGCGUCCGUAAUAUCCUGUGAUGAAGCUAAAGAACAAUUUGAUAAAAUCAAAAAACGUUAUCAUUCUCAAGCAAAUAAUGAAUUAGACAAAUCAUGGGAUGAAUACAAUGAGAAACUAAUACCACUGAAUGAUGUUAAAAAUGAAUUUGAAAAGAUACUUCAAUCAAUUACAGAUGUCAUUCGGCCAGCAUUACAUGGACAAGAAAUAGAUAUUCAUGAUAUUGGUCGUGAAAAACGUUUUACAUUUAGAACAUGGGAUGGUUUUUUAUUAUAUAUUGUGGAAAAUUUUAAACGUGUACAAGAAAUUCGUUUAAAUGUUGUGAAUGAAUUAGAAUCGAUAGCACGUGAUCCAACAGAUGAACAAGUUGCCGAAUAUGCGCGAUGUAGUUCAUGUAUGGGACGUGUUGAAGAACAAACAAUAAUAACGGAUAAUAUGGGUUUCGAAAAGAGACAGCAGCGUCAACAUAAACGAGACGAAGAUAAAACAGAUGGUCCAACAUGUGUAUUUUGUCAAUGUGAAGCACUUCUUAACUCAUACAAUAUUUCCUUACAUCCUGAGUUGUAUUCCGCUAAACAUAUACAAGAAAAUGAUGGCAUUUUACUUGUCCAUUAUAUCAAUGAGAUAUUAUCUAAAGGAUCAUUACGUUCUGUGGACGCAACUCGUCAAUUGGCCAAAAUUUUGAGAACAGAAUGGACAAAUGUUUUAAAAAAACUACGUAUUGAAAAUGAUUUUGGACGAAAAUAUCAACAACAAACACGAAUAUUGUAUGCUUCUCUCGACGAAAUGAGAAUGUGUACAUUGAGACUUGAAUUAUGGCUAGAUACGAAACAUCGUCCGGCAAAAACUGAACGUAAUCGUUAUCUCUAUAAUGUGGAUGAAAUUGAAAUUGAACGAAUUGAACAUCAACAAAAAUCAAAAGAAUAUCUUACAAAUGUUGCUAAACGGAGACAACAAUUUCGAUUUUUUCAAGGACAACAAGAUGAUUAUUUUCGAUCUAUUCAAGCCUUAUCAGACAGUCGUGUUGAUUCAAAAAUGGAUACUGAUGAUGUCUCGAAAUGCGGCGUAUGUCAUGAACUAUUCAGUGAUGAAUUAUGUGAUGUUUGUUUUUUCUUAUGUGGUCAUGUUUACUGUCGAGCAUGUACACUUCAGUGGAAAAGUCGUCGUGAUAUUCCAACUGCUUCGUUGACAGUCAUUAAGUGGAAAGAUAAAAAUACUGUUGCUCCCAAAAUAACAACUACGCCAGUAAAAACCAUAAUGGACAAAAAUACCUCGUUCGCAUCAAUAGCUACACCAAGAUCACGCCGUUUAUUAGAAGCUAAACAACAUUUAAGCGUUCAUGAACGUUACGGAUCAAAAGUUGAUGGAAUUGUUACAUUUAUUGUUAAUCUAUUGAAUAAUGAAAAUGUGGACGAUAAUACUGCUGCUACCACAGCAACAGCAACAACAACAACAAUGACUGCAGAAGAACAACCUCCCCUGAAAAUUUUAGUGUUUUCACAAUGGAAUGACAUUCUCUCUAUUAUUGGUACAUCGUUAAGAUCCAAUGCCGUAUCUUUUCUUCAUUUUGACUCGACAAUAGCUUUGGAAGAAUUUCGCAAUAAUCCAACGAUCAGUAUACUUCUAAUGCCAUUAAGUAGAGGUGCUAAUGGACUCAAUUUAACAGAGGCAACUCAUGUCAUAUUGGCUGAACCAUCGAUGAAUCGUUCUGUUGAAUUACAAGCUAUUGCGAGAGUACAACGUCUUGGUCAAAAAUAUCAGACAUAUGUGUGGCGAUUUAUUAUCGAUGAUACAGUGGAAGAAACAGUGAUCGCCAAUUCACGUACAGCUCAAACAAUGGCAAUAACAACGACACAAUCAAAAGAAAAAUCUGAUUCAAACCUAUCAACAUCAUUUCAAGAUUUUGAACUAUCAUAUGAAAUUAAUAUUGCUAGGAAAAUUUUCUUUAAAUCGUCUCACCCUUUAAAUGACUUACCACUAUUAGAUAAUACUUCAUAA